Molecule: messenger RNA, 1284 nt
Organism: Alligator sinensis (Chinese alligator)
Lineage: Eukaryota; Metazoa; Chordata; Crocodylia; Alligatoridae
Gene: IL11RA
Product: interleukin 11 receptor subunit alpha
Exons: 9
Biological process (GO): cytokine-mediated signaling pathway
Cellular component (GO): membrane; external side of plasma membrane
Molecular function (GO): protein binding; cytokine receptor activity
Source: RefSeq, a predicted model, not a curated record
GGGGAGCUCCUGAACCCUGACCUCCACCCCGGUGCAGCCCCGCCGGGGGUCCCGUCCGUGUGGUGCCGUGCUUCUGACUACGAGAACUUCUCCUGCUCCUGGGCCGCGGCCCGCGACACCUUCCUGCCCACGCGCUACAUCACCACCUACCGGAAGAAGUCGCUGACCAGGGAAGAGAAGCGAAGGGUGCAGGGCGGACCGGUGGGGCUGUGCCUGCAGGACCCCGCGCACCCGGGCACGUGCACAGUGCCCAAGUCGGAGUUCUGGAGCUCAUACCGGCUCAACGUGACCGAGGUGAACCCGCUGGGCGCCAGCUUCCGCCUCCUGGACGUCACUAUGCAGGCCAUCCUGAAGCCGGACCCCCCGGAGGGGCUGGUGGUAGAGCCAGUGCCACGAGCCCCCCGGCGGCUGCGUGUGCACUGGCAGUACCCCGCCUCCUGGCCCAAGGAGCCCCACUUCCAGCUCAAGUUCCGGCUCCAGUACCGGCCUGUCAUGCACCGCGCCUGGUCCAUGGUGGAGACGGCGAACCUGUCCGAGGUGAUCACCGACGCCUUCUCCGGGCUGGAGCACGUGGUGCAGGUGGGCGCCAAGGACUUCCUGGACGCCGGGAACUGGAGCGAGUGGAGCGCCGAAGCCCGCGCCACACCGGUCACUGUGCCUCCGGACCCAGCCGCCACGGCCAGCGCAGAAACCACUACCGAAACCGGCCUGGAGCGCGCGGCCCACGAGCCCUCACCUGCUCCCAACCCCGAGCCCAUUGACCGCAGCGACCCCACGGAGAGGAUCGCCGUCCUGGUCUCACUCGGGGUCUUCGCCUUCGUGGUCCUGGCCGCCGUCCUGUUCGUCGCCCUCCUGGUCUGGCGCCGGGCAAGGAGUCAGGGCAAAGAGACACCCGAGAAACACGACUUCCUGGCAGCUGCCGUCCACCUCAAGACCCUGCCGAAAGCCCAGAUCUUGUAGCCGGGACCCCGUGGCUCCGGCGGGGGAGCCCCAUCCCCCCCACAUCACCCCCCAAGGACACAACACUACUGUGGGCUCGAGAGCGGUGCCCCGCGCCUGGACUGCGGUACUUGCCCUGCCUGCCGCCUGCACCAUUGCCCGGUGCCGGCAAGGAGCCGGCUGCGACCCCCAGGCAAGGUGGGGCACGGACCCCGGCAGGCACCAGCGUCGGGGGCGAUGGAAGGACCUGCCUGCACCUGGCGGGCGCAGGAUGAAGCCCUGGAGAUCGGGGCCCACGAACACUGCCCAGGCCUCAGACUCCAGCCCCAGACUGAGGGUGGCGGC